AAAAUUCCUCUUCCAGCCAAAACCAGAAAGAACGUCCAUCUCUGUCACUCUGCGCUAUUGAAUCAGCUUUCACAGGACAGUGCAUACAUAGUUACCGAUUCCAUCUCUUUCUCUUUCCGCAGUUACAUAUCCCCGUUAAGAGAAAGUUUAACUUUUUUGUUUUUUUGGUUUAAUUUUCAUAUGUUAUUCCUCCACAUCACGGUGCUUCUCUUCAUUCUACUCGAGAUUUAUUCUUAGACCUUGCAAAUCGUUUCCUCAGUAUCUCUUUCUUUGCGAACAUUCUGGGUUUUGGUUUAGACCCAGAAAACCGAGAGAUUAUUCUAUUCUAAAUUGAAAGUUGUUUACUUUUUCAUCAACUGUUCGAGAAAAUGACUGUGGAAACCAGAACGGAUGAACCCAGAGGACAAUUUCCUGUGGGAAUGCGUGUUCUUGCUGUUGACGAUGACCCAACUUGUCUCUUGGUGUUGGAAACUCUCCUUCGGAGAUGCCAAUAUCACGUAACAACGACCAAUCAGGCAAUAACAGCUUUGAAGAUGCUAAGAGAAAACAAAAACAAGUUCGACCUGGUUAUUAGUGAUGUUCAUAUGCCUGACAUGGACGGAUUUAAGCUUCUUGAGCUUGUCGGUCUCGAGAUGGACCUACCUGUCAUAAUGUUGUCUGCAAAUGGCGACACCAAGCUGGUGAUGAAGGGCAUUACACAUGGGGCUUGCGACUAUCUUCUGAAACCUGUUCGAAUUGAGGAGCUAAAGAACAUUUGGCAGCAUGUGAUCAGGAGGAAGAAAUUUGACUCAAAGGAGAAAAACAGUACUUGCAAUCAAGACAGGCCUCAUUCUGGUAGUGCUAACAAUGGAUUAGGUUCAGCAGGAGCUGGGUCUACUGAUCAAAAUGGAAAGAUCACCAAGAAAAGGAAGGAUCAGGAUGAUGAAGAUGAUGAUGAGCAUGAGCAUGGUCAUGACAACGAUGAUCCUUCAGCACAGAAGAAGCCUCGUGUUGUUUGGUCUGUCGAGCUCCACAGAAAGUUUGUUGCUGCUGUUAAUCAAUUAGGCAUUGACAAGGCCGUGCCUAAAAAAAUUCUGGAUUUGAUGAAUGUUGAGAAACUCACAAGGGAGAACGUGGCAAGCCAUCUCCAGAAAUAUAGGCUGUAUCUGAAGAGGAUCAGCUGUGUAGCGAACCAGCAGGCUAAUAUGGUGGCGGCCUUAGGCAGUACGGAUGCAUCCUAUUUGAGAGUGGGAUCUCUGGGUGGGUUGAAACAUCUUCAGCCACUGAGUGCUUCUGGGCAGUUUCAGAACAAUGUUUAUCGGUCCCUCCCGUAUAGUGGGAUGAUUGGAAGACUGAACACUCCUGCUGGUCUUGGUGUUCAUGGAUUGUCAUCAUCAGGAGUUCUUCAGUUGGGUCAUCCGCAGAAUUUAAACAACUCCUCCAUGAAUGAUCCUCUCAAGUUCCAGUCAUCCAUUGCUCAUGUCAGCCAGAAUCAGAAUAGUGGGUCGCUUCAGGGCAUGCCAGUUUCUGGAGGGCUUGACCAGUUACAAGCCAAUAAGGUUGUCAGUUCUGUUCAAGGUCCUACCACUGGUUUUGAUGAUAAAACAAUGUCUCUCAUCUCAAACAAGUUGCCUGAUCCAAGAGCUAGAGUGAACUCUAGUUGCUCUAGAUCUCCACUUGCGGGUAUCGCGACCAACAGCUUGUUAGAACGAAAUUCUCAAGACACUCAAGGUGGGAGAGGAUAUGAGAAUCUUGCUUCAGUAGCGUCUCAACAUUCAGACUUCUCUUUGCCUUUGAUGGAUAAUCAUAGUGGUAGGUGUAAUGAUAAUUGGCCGAGCGCUGUGCAGUCAUCAGGGAUGCCCACUAAUUCUUACCCAACAAAUGAUUGUCUUCAUGGAGGGAGUACAAGUGGUGCUUCUGCCAUCACUUCACUAUCCACUAGGACCCAUGAUUCAUUGGCAGAUAUGCAAUCCCAUGGACCCAUUUUCACUAAUAACAACACAGUAAACGUGGCUUAUCAAGGAUGGGAGGAGCAUUCAUUAGACUCUUUGAUUCCUGUAAAUGGUGCUGUUGAUGCACCAGGAUUACACAGAAACUUGGACUACAGUUUUGGCAAUCCCUUAGAAAUGAAGCAUGAGGGGUUCACAAAAUCAGCCGGAGAUCCCUCUCUGAAACCAAAUCAAGGAUAUAUCAUGGACCCCCAUAAGGCACAACGGAGUCACAUCUCUAAUAAUGUCGGUUCAUUGGAGGACUUAGUCAGUGCAAUGAUGAAACAGGAGCAAGACUUCAUGUGUGAUGAUUUCACUGAUGGAACAUCUAUUUGAUGAAGCAAAGUUUGGCAGCAUAAGCAUCGUGCUUGUUGAGUUUUGUAGCGUGAAGUUCAAAUCACUGUUCCCUUUGUUUCUACUUUCGUCUCGGAAAGGUCCUUUUUCGUUUAGUUUAGCUUUGUUUAGAUCAUUACUUCCAGGAUUGUGUUUUCUCAUUGUAUGGAAAUGCAUUGUUGGCUGUGGGCCCCACAAUCCAUUCUGGAGUUAACUAUGUCGUUUGCGGAGACAUGCUUUGCUAGCAAAUUUUUGAAGGGAUCCACAAAAUAAGAUGAUUAAGCUGAAUCAAAGAUGGGAAUGAUUGUGUUGUCCCAUUGUAGGACAUGAAUUUAUUAUUAUAGUAAUAAGUCACUGCUUGUAUAAUAGCUUUAUUUAGCCCUGUGCAUCAGAAAUAAAGAUGUUGUAAUGACUAAUAUGUCUGCUUUCAUC
Molecule: messenger RNA, 2732 nt
Organism: Neltuma alba
Lineage: Eukaryota; Viridiplantae; Streptophyta; Magnoliopsida; Fabales; Fabaceae
Product: two-component response regulator ARR12
Exons: 6
Coding region: 369-2303 (644 amino acids)
Biological process (GO): phosphorelay signal transduction system; cytokinin-activated signaling pathway
Molecular function (GO): DNA binding; DNA-binding transcription factor activity
Source: RefSeq, a predicted model, not a curated record